UCCGCGCAUGCGCCGGGCUCGCGUCGCCGUGGCAACGGGACGCGGUGCCAGGCAGGGCGGGGGCGGCCGGCGCUGAUGGCGGGGGUGCUGUGCGGGUGGCUCAACGGGGAGGUGCGGCUCUCCCGCAGCCUCGUUCCAGGAUCAUUUGCUGAAGAAUUUUCUAAUGGCUACCUCUUUGGAGAACUUCUACACAAAUAUGGCCUUCAGGAUGACUUUAAUAAAUUUUCACAGAGCAGGGUUGCAAGUGCAAAACUUAACAAUUUUUCUCUCCUGGAACCCACGCUUCACCUCCUUGGUGUACAGUUUAAUGAGAAUGUGGCCCAAGACAUCAUGACAGGGCAGCAUGGGGCUGCAACAAAGCUUUUGUAUGAAUUGUACAUUGCUUUAGAAAAAAAGAGAAAAACAAAGCUCACUGCAGUAGCCAUGGAAGCAAUGAGACCUACAGGACCUGCAAAGCUCAAGUCUAUCGGAAGUGUUUUGUAUCAAGAGCGUUUGAAAUCUUUAACUCCACGUCAGGCAGAUUUGCAGCUACAGCAGGUUUCAGAGCAUUUUGAAAUGAAGUCUAAAGCAAUGGAAGAUAAAAUAGCUCGUAUACAUAUUUCAGAACAACAGAAAGUUCAGAAGCUUCGAGAGGAACAAAGAGCCCAAGACAUUGAAAAGCAUCGCAUAGGAAGAAGGAGACAAAAUGAAAUAAUGGCCAAGAUUCAAGCAGCCAUUAUACAGGUUCCAAAGCCACGACCAAACUACACAAUAAAAGCUAUUGAAGCCCAAAAAUUGCUAAAGAAGAAAAGAGAAGCAGAGGACACUUACAAGGAGAUUAACAAGUUUGAGAAGUCUAUUGCAGGAAGGCUCUCUGCAGUAUACAGCCAAGUCUCUGACAGUGAUAUACAAGAAUCGUUGCAAACACAGAAGUUGAAAGUACCAACCCCAGAAACCACAGCACAAACAGCAACUGAACUAUUAAAUGUUUAUUCAGAUGAUGAAUAUAUAAGAAAAAUUCAAAAACGUUUGGAGGAAGAUACAUUUGCUAGAGAACAACGAGAAAAAAGACGACGAAAAAUGCUAGUGGAACAGUUAAUAGCACAUGAAGCACAGGAGGAGGCUUACCGAGAGGAGCAACUUAUUUACAGACUAAUGAGACAAUCUCAGCAGGAACGGAGGAUUGCUGUUCAACUCAUGCAUGUUCGACAUGAGAAAGAAGUGUUAAGGCAAAACAGAAUUUACAGGGAAAAACAGUAUGAAGAUAGACGACUGAAAGAGUUCCAGAAAGCUCUUGAUAGUGAGGCAGCUCUUGCAAAACAAGAAAAAAUUGAUUGUGAAGAACAAACUAUCAAAGAAAGAGAACGUCAUGAGAAAAUUGCUGUUGGAAGAGCCCAGGCUCGUUAUAAAAAGCAUUAUUCUAUAUGUUGGGAAGUGAUCAACCAAAUCAUUGACUUGUCAACAAAAGUAGGAGAAUAUCGAAUACUGACAAACAACAAAAUUCCAUUGAAACUGAUGCGUGAUUGGAAGGAAUUUUUUUUUAGUGAAAAACCAAUAUAUGAACAAGCCUCAAUUCACCCUUUGCCAAAUGAACCAAGCCCAGAACAACUUGUAGAACUGAAUAAAAUGAAUCUGUUAGAUGAAAAAGAUUAUGGUGAAUAUAAGAGUAUGACAGGGGAAUGGUGUCCAACUGAAGAUAACAGUGAAAACAAACCUCCUCAUAAUAAUAACAUAUUGGGUCAUGUGCUUCGUAGACUGAUGGAGAUCUUCUACCCUCCAAAACCCAAAUCUUCAUUACCUGUAUUUCCUUCUUUUCCUAUUAAGGGAUGCAUUUUGGGAAAACUUUUUAGUGGAAAAACUACCUGUGUAAAGUUUCUUGAAAAAGUUUGCAAUAUUCAGGUACUAUCUAUUGAUACUCUGGUUCAGGAGGCCAUCCAAGCUUUUCUUAAAAAUGAAAUGAAAAGUGAACACAGCUUAAUUUCACAGGAAGCAGAGAGUUCCGUGAAACAAAAUGAGGUCCAGAUGAACAUGUCAAAAUCAUCACUACUGGAAAUUCUAACAGAAACAUUUAUCAAUGAAACUGAAGGUAAUUGUCCUAUCAAAAAUGAUUCACCUAGUCAAAAAACUGAACCAGACAACAGCCAGAGUGACCUGUCCAAGCUAUCUGUACGUGCCAAGCUUGGUGCUGCAUCACAGAAAUUGUUGAAGAAAGGAAAAAGUAUUCCUGAUGAAUUACUAGUUGCCAUCCUUUUGGAAGCUAUUAACCAAACACCACCGGAGAUGGGAUGGAUUCUGGAUGGAUUUCCAAUGACAAUUAAUCAGGCAAAGCUAUUUGAAAAAGCAUAUAUAGGGGUUGAUCCAGAUGAAGCAGAAGCAGAAGAUAUGAACCCUGGAAAGCUCUCCCUUGUUACAGAUCCCAGAGCCCCUAACAAGCCUCCGGUUUCCUUACCUGCAUUUGAUGUUUCGGUAUUAUUGGAUAUUUCAGACACGACAGUACUGAAACGUAUGGCUAGCUUGAAGUCACAUAAAUCAAAGCCAUCUCAAAUGGAACAGAAGGACAACAAUCAAAAUUCAGAUGCUGAAAUCCUUGAAGAGAAGAUUGACUUAGUAAGGGACCAGGUGCUACAUAGAAUUUCAGGCUUUCUAGACACAUGGCCAAAAUUAGAGAACUGGUUUUCAGUCCAUCAGAAUAUUCUAGUGAAAGUCAAUGCAGAGACAGAAGAAAGUCUUGUGUGCAAAGCAGUAAAGGAAAUUCUAAUGGGAGAAAUUGCCAAAAAACAGAAUAGAAGUUCUGCUCAAGAAAAAUUACCAGGAAAAAAGCCUUUACCAGUUACAUCUCAAGAUUUGGUUCCUUCUGUUCCUGUGACACCACCACCAAUUGAACCAGGAUCAGAUGAAUGGAUUUAUGUAGAUGAACCACUUCCCAAGGAGAUACCUGAUUUUUUAGUACCUUACUGGGAAAACAUAGAAAAUGCAUAUGUCAGCACCAUCAAAGUUAUACUUAGAUGCCUAAGGGAUGAACAGCACUCUAUAAUUUAUUACUUAGCAGGCAUUAGAAAAAAUUUCCAAGAUUAUUUAAAGCGCCCAGAUCUUAAGCAGGAGUUUGUAUCUCAAUGGCAAUCAGAUUUUAAUUCAAUUGCUGAUGACCUGCGAGAAGAUGAGGAAACAAAAGCAGAACUACAUCAAAGAGUUACUGACUUAAGAGAUGUUCUCUGGGAUAUCUGUGAUAAAAGAAGGGAAGAAGCAGAGCAGGAAUGUACUGAUAUCAUGAGUGAUGGCUGGUUACUGGAUCAUAAGGGGAUUGCAAUAAACCAUUUUUUUUCACUUAUGCAGGUUGAAGUGGAUCGUUUCCAAGAUACAAAGAGACUACUUCGUGAUUAUUACAAGGCAAUGGAAGGAAAAAUCCCAACAGAUGACAGUCAAAAUUUUACUAGACUCCCAUUGCUAGAUAUUAUUGAUAUAGAGCAGAAAGAAGAUCAGAGCAAAUCAAGAAGGAUUCCUCUAGUUUCUGUAAAACUGCAUUUACAAGAAACAAAUAUUACCAAGUCAAAAAACAGGGGAAUUCUACUGAAGAGUAUUAAGGAUGAAAAUUCUUCUGAAAAUGUAGCAGCCACUUUUGGCAAAGAUGAAAAUCUUAUUUCUGAUACAUGGCAAACAGCAGUAACAGCAGUAUCAGAUAUGGUAACAGCUGAAAUGAAGUCAUGGGAGGAAGAGAAAGAACAGCAGCUAGAUUCAAAAGAAGAUCUGAAGUCUUCUCAGACCACAUCAGGCAAAGAUACAGGGAAGAAUGCCAAAGAUACCAAAAAGCUUUCUCCCAAAUCACCUACUAAAAAGAAAGGACUUCCUUCUAAUGUACCUGUGGUCGAAGUCAGUCCAGUUCCUUUAACCUCUGAAGAAUUAAAGAAGCAAGAACUGACACUUAAAAUACAGCAAGAAUAUUUUGCUGCCCUGAAACAUGAGGAAGAAGCCACCAAAUCUCGUCUAGAUCUUAUAAAAGAAAAAGCAUUAGCAUAUAUUGAAGAACUAACAGUGAAAUCAGAAGAAGCUUAUAAAGAUAUGGAAAAGUGGCUUGGAGCCAGGUUCCUAGCAGAAAUGUCCAGUGUUGAAAAGCUGAUUGAGAUAGGACGACACCACAUUGAGUGUUCUAGCAAAAUCCAGUAUGAAAUGACUUUAGAAGAAACAGAUUUCUUCCUCAGCAGUGAUGUGAAAGUGAUUCCUGAUCCUGUUCCUCCACCCCAUGUUCCACAAGUAGAGACCUCUGACAGUGGUACUCUAACUAUUUCACAGCUUAACACGUUUCAUAAGCAGUUUCUACAAGUGGCACCUAAAGCCAUAAGAGCACUGAAGCAAUUUAAAGGCAAGAGUAAUUCUUCUAGCAAGAGAGAAGUUGGUGACAAAGGGAAGGAGAAGAAAGAUUUGGAAUAUCAAAGAACAAAGAAGAAUCGACAGUUUCCAAAAAUAUGGCUAACAAAGUACUCCUGGUUAAAAUAUGAUGAUGAAAAGGGAAUAAUGUUCUGUGCAUUGUGUCGCAAGCAUAAUGUGGAUUUGGGGGAAAACAUUCAUAAUUUUUGUUCUGGCACUGAUGACUUCAAACUUGAAUUUAUAAAUACACACCAGAGUAGUGAAGCUCAUGCCUGGGCUACCUGCAUGGAAGCUGCCAGUACUGCCUCACCAAAUAGAGCUUCUGCUGAGCAGAUGUUGAAGAGUAUGAACUCCAUAACAUUAGGAAGAGUAGAAAAUAUUUUUAGAACAUGCCAUGCUAUUGCUAAGUCUGGUCGUCCCUUUACAGACCUUGACUGGAUGUGUAAACUAGAUGAUAUGAAAGGAGUGGAUAUUGGUUCUGUAUUUAGAAAUGACAAGUCAGCAAGAAUAUUUAUACAUUUUAUUGCUGAAGUAGAAAGAAGGGCUCUAAAAGAGAAACUGGAGAAAUGUAAAUUCUUUUCUCUCAUUAAUGAUGAAGUCACAGAUAGCAUAUUCAAAGCAGCUGCAGUUGUCUACGUGCGCUUUGCAAAUGAAGGAAAAGUCCAUUGCCAAAUUGUUGGAGUUCAACCUGUUCAAAAAAAUGAUGCUUCAAGUAUAAAAAAUGCAAUUGAGGAAAUUUUAGAAAUAAAUCUUAAGCUCAAUCUGGGAAACCAAGACUGGUCAAGAAAAUUAGUUGGGUUUGGAAGUGAUGGGACAGAUGUCAUGACUGGAGAAAACAAUGGGGUAGCUGAGCUUCUGAGGGAAAUUCAGCCUUGUGUACAGUCUGUGCAUUGUUUUGCUCACCGCCUAAAGCUGGCUUACAAAGGAGCACUGAAAAAUAUUCAGCUAUACAACAUCUUAACCAAUGGCUUGAGAAAUAUGUAUUAUUUUUAUCAUAACUCACCUCUAAAUAAGAAUAAUCUCAAAGCCACAUAUGAAGCCAUCAAGAUACGCCCAGCAAUUCCUUCUCGCAUUGGAGGCUCGCAGUGGCUUCCUCGUCUACAAACAGCUCUACAAAUUCUCCUUAAAGGAUAUCCUGCAAUUGUUCUACAUCUGAGUAAGAUUGAAAAGGAUUCAAGAGCCUCAAACAGGCAGAAAGUCAAAGGACUUUUACACUUCCUUCUGAAAAUGGAGAUAGUCAAGUUUUCCCAUUUCUUGUUGGAUGUCAUCAAUGUCCUCAACAUUCUGUCACGUGUUACUUUGGAUCACAACUCCUCCAUUGCAGAUAUAUUUGCAACCGUGCAGUCAACAGUGGAAACACUCCACAUGUAUCAAACAAGAGCUGGUCCAAAGGAACGCCUGAUGGAGACCAUUCAACACUUUCAUGGUCACCAGCUUGUUGGGAAUGGAAAUAUUUCAGCAGUACGAACCAAAGUACUGAGUAAUUUGGUGAAGAGGCUACGUAAUUGUUUCUGUGAUGCAAGUCAAGAUGUCUUAAGAGCAACUACUAUUGGAAGUUUUAAACUAUGGCCUGACAAAAUGAGAGAAGAAUUUGGUGAAAAGGAAGUGUCUGUCUUGACGAAACAUUAUGAAGUUGUACUAGAAGCUGCUAGUGUGAAAAUCAAUGAAGUUGAAACUGAAUGGAGCAUGUUGAAAUUAGAGCUAUAUAACAGAUUUCAGAACAUCCAGACCUUGACAUGGGAUUUGGUGAACUCAGAUUAUUCAAAGAAGUAUCCCAACAUCCUGACAUUGGUAGAUUUGAUCCUAACUCUGCCAGCAAGUUCAGCUGAGACAGAGCGAGGCCAGUCAAAUGAAAUUCAUAAUGAUGCAUCUGCACUCUAAACUAGUGUCUGAAAGUGUGACAGAUCUCAUGACAAUUCAGAUGAACUCUCCAGAUAUCAAAAAGUUUGACCCCAAGAAAGCUAUUCAUUUGUGGAAUAGUAGUUGGCAGAGAAAUAGAAGACUGCAGGAAGGUGAUGUGAUGACAAA
Molecule: messenger RNA, 6369 nt
Organism: Anas platyrhynchos (mallard)
Lineage: Eukaryota; Metazoa; Chordata; Aves; Anseriformes; Anatidae
Gene: SPEF2
Product: sperm flagellar 2
Biological process (GO): sperm axoneme assembly
Cellular component (GO): manchette; sperm midpiece
Molecular function (GO): protein dimerization activity
Source: RefSeq, a predicted model, not a curated record